ACCAAAUAAGGUAUUUCGUUCAUAGAGUGUAGUAAAUUUGAGUUAUUAUAAUGAUAUUACAAAUACGAAAUCGCUGUAUUUAAACAAAUAGUUACAGUUAUUAUGAAUACAAUUUAGUUAGUAUAUUAUUACAGUAAGUGAUAAUAGCGAUUAUAAAGAACAUAACAAAUCUAUAUAAUUGUGGUGACAAUAAACGUUUACCAUGGAAAUUGAUGAUGAAGACGUAGUUAUCACUGACACAGAUUUGCAUAAGUAUUUACAAAUGAAAGGAUAUACAGAGUUUGAAGUUACGGGUAGAAAAAUUCCUGGCGGACAAAAUAAAAAAAAGGAUUUUAUAUCCAAGAAGUCUUUUAAAAAGAAAAAUAUGUUUGACCAAAAAUGUAAAAAGGAUUUCGGUUUGUGUAGUAUUUUAAUCAAAACAAUCUUGGAAAGUCAUUUAGUAUUUAAAGAAGAUGCUUUAUUUAUCAAAAAAUUUGUUCCACCAGACUUUAUGAAGUAUCCAUUUUUUUUUACAAAAAGAAAUUGCAUUACUCUUCUUUUGUUAUGCAUUUCCUGUGGUCUUUUGAAGGUUUACUUACCUAAUUCCUUUGAUGAGUGGACAACCUUAGAAAUGUUUUGUUUAUGGUUUGGUCAUAUUCUAUUAGAGAUAUUUUUUGACUGGUUCAAAAAGAAGAAAAUGAAAAACACUUUAUCUAAUACUAUUAAAUCCAUGGAAAAAUCAUCGCUACUUAUUCAAAAAAUAGUUAAUUUCUUACAGGAUUGCAAUAAUCUUCAUAGUGUUUAUAGCAAUUCUGGUUCAAGUUCAAACAUAAAUACUGAUACUUUUGUGUAUCUACUGAUGCCGGAGAUGAAAAAUUCACUAUUAACUCUAGUUCAGGACUUGAUUGAUAGGCUUGUACAAAGUAUUUCUGAAGUGCAUAGAAAGUUUCCAUUAAAACAAUCGGUUUCCAAAGUUAUAUAUUUAUACCUCAAUGACUGCAAAAUAGAUCUUGAGAACUUGUCAUUGGAAAACAUUAAUAAAGGCAGCAUUUUGCACAUUCUGAAUGAGGUUUCUAGCACUGCCAGACCCGUCGAAUGCCCUCUACACGUCUGGUUAUUACUGAAUACUGUUGACCAAUGGUCGCCAUUACCAUCCACGGUGUUACAUGUGCAAAGAGAAUUAGGCAAAGUGCAGUGUGGAGAUGCGCAAGAUGGACUGGAUUUUGUUAUGCCACACAACCGUUCUUUUAAAGCAAAGUACACUUACUUUUUAUUGCAAUCUGAGUUCUUAAAACUGUCAGCUUUAUGCCUAUGUCCAGCAUUAUGGACUUCCAAUAGUUCUGGCCAAAUGAACUUUUUGAUUGCCACCAUUAGAGAAUUGCAAAAAGUAUAUUACGAAUCGUUUAUUAUUCUGUCGGAAGAAUAUAAUGUAUAUUCUAUGUUUAAAAGUAACAAAGUAGAUCAAGGAAAAUUCAAACAAAAUGUCGAUGAUGUUCAUUCAGACUUGAAAUCAAAAGUAAUUAGUGUACGGCAGUAUUUACAAAAUAUGGUAGUGCAUGUACGAUUUAUUGAGGAUUCAGUUGAAAGUAAACCAAAGAGUAGUAUCGUAGAUCUGAAUGACACUAUUAAUGUACUAGUUAAAGAAGUAAACGCAUUUAAUGAACUGGUAUCAAACUUACAAGUUUAUAUUCUUAAAACGAAUAGUAAAAAUGAAUAUAUGGAAAACAAGUUGCCCAGUGAGCCAAUUAAAGAGAAUCUAGAAAAUGAAACAGAAGCCAGUGAAGCACCACCUGCUCCUCAAGAAGAUGAGUUAUUUUUUGGAGUCUCUGGAGAGUUACAGAAAGAUAUAGACAAUAAAUGUUACCAUGACGAUAUUUUUGAUAAGAUCAAUAAUGAAAGUUUAAUUUCUGAACUUAAAGUGGCACUUAAAGAAAAGCAAGAUGAAUGGAAAGACAGAGAGUCUAAAUUAUUAAAAAAACAUCCUCAGUUGAAUAACACUUCUAGUGACGAUAAGACUUCUGAUGAAUCAGAACAUUUAGAAGAAGUACAUAAAGUACGUAAAGUUGCCAGAGACUUUCCACCCGAAGAAGGUUUUCCAAUGGCGUUGCCUGAUAAAAACUUUGCAAAUGAAAUUGCGGGUGUUGCAUGUAGAUGGAAUAAUACAGUAAUUGAAAGUUUUGGAGACAAUUCAGGGUCUGAUACAUCAGGCAGUUCCACAGAUAUGUAAAUUAUCUUCAGUUUAUUAUUGUUUGUAUAAUGGUUAGAUUUUAAAACAGAAUCUAUAACUGUGUUGUAUAUUUUAGUUAUACAUGUUUAUUUAGUAUAUGUAUAUGAGAGAAGUGAUGUGUAAAAAAUAUUUGAAAUCAUUGAUAUAUUUUAUAAAAAAAAAUUAUUGACUGACCAAAUUCGAGUACUAAUACUAGUCCAUUUAAAGCUAGGAAUAAUAAAUUUUAAAAAUUUGUUUAUUUUCAGUAUAAUUUGUGUUCAUGAAAAUUCAGCUCUUUGCAACAAUUAUGCUGUAUAUAAUGCUAUAUUAAUACAAUCAUAUUUAAGGCGCAAUCUAGAAAUAAAAAUAAUCGUCCUGCGUUAGAAAAUGCUUACUACUACUAUUAAAAAAUGAUUUUAAUUAUAAAACACAUACAAUUUUUACGAUAAAUAAUUUGCUAUAGGAUGUUAUAAGUUAUUUGUAGCAUAGAUUAAAUACACAUCUAUAGACAGACUGCUACUUAGAGAAAAUCGUUUCACGGACUUUGGAAAUGUUGGUCCACACACAAAAAAAACACAUGGUAAUAACAUAACAUUUUUGGCCUCGCAUUGAAGUUUAAACAAUUGCACUUAUCGAUGUUUCACGGCAAAAGAUUUUAAGAGACAAUUUUUUAAUUAUCAAGAGCUAAAAGCCUUUUUUUGGUGAUUUUAUUAAAUUUUUUUUCAAAUAGCAAUUACCUGAGUACGUUACCUAAUAUUGUACAUAUUAAAAAUCAUUAACGCCUAAAUAUUUUCAUUUAAACCCUAUCUUUUAAACAGAAAAAAUAUUAAACGUUUUUUUUUACUGCAAACUUAAAAUUAAAAUUGUUAAAAAAUUGUCACAGCUGUUUUUGAUACACUUUUAUCCAUCCAAUAGUAUAUGUCAUGUCGCCUUGACCCUUUUGCUGUGUUAUAUUUAUUAUGAUUUAUGCCCGUCUUCAAAAUAUAUAUAU
Molecule: messenger RNA, 3176 nt
Organism: Adelges cooleyi (spruce gall adelgid)
Lineage: Eukaryota; Metazoa; Arthropoda; Insecta; Hemiptera; Adelgidae
Exons: 8
Coding region: 203-2206 (667 amino acids)
Source: RefSeq, a predicted model, not a curated record